CACAUCCUGCGUUAGCUCUUAGCUCGUCAGUGUCACACAGCUCCUCCGCUAACUCGCGUUUUGAACAUGAUUACAAGACGCUUAGCUUUUCCUCAGUGACUUGUUGAAACGCGUCGUGAUAAUUUAACACGCAGGAUUUCACAUGUGGAUAAAUACACGCGUCGUUUUACUUCUUUUAGCGUCCACGUGACGUCAGGUAAAAUGUUCAGGAGCAACUACCAGGGUGGAGCUGUGGUGGAGGUGUUCAGCGGACAGGGCAAAGAUCCCGUAGCUAGGUGGAAACUAAGCGGGGGAUCGUCGGCCAUACAGAAGGAGUAUAAUAAAGAAGUCAAAGGAUUUGUUUACUGUCUGGAGGGAAGCAGCCAGACCGUCAAGAUGCAAAUGCCAGAGAAUGGGAAAACAUCUCUUGGGCUCCUCCAAAGAUUCUUGGUCCUUCAAGUGAAUAUUCCUCAUGGCAAAGAUUUUUCAAUCGAGCUAGUAAUAACUGAUUCAGAGCAUAUGAAAAGAAGACUUUACUUUUCUACCGUGCAUAAAGAGUUGACUGCCACUCUUUUACAUGCAAGGAUACCUUUUGUUGGAUUGAAGCGGGAUAUUUGGUCUACUUUGUGCAUGGACCUUGUGUCAUUCACUGCUGGACUCUUCAAGGGAUUUUUGAAACUGGAUGGCAUCACUUUGUUUGCUACGUGUAAAGUCCGCCGAAUCUUCACCAUGAAAUCUGAGCCUGCAGGAAUGUCAGAUGACGUUAUGUUUCUUAGUGGAGCUGGUCUCAUGGACUUGAUUCCACGUAGCUGCCAGUUCCCAUCAGAUGUAAACCACGUAACCCAGAUACUGAACAUGAAGAAUAUGCAGAAGUCAGAUAUGAGGACUGUUCGUGAAAACUCUGAAUGUGGUUCUGAUCAGACAGUCACUGCCAGAUCAACCAGUCAUCAGCCAACCAGGCCCCAGGGUGUUUUACACACAGCGUCGGGCUCCAGGCCUUCAGUACGGCUGCCUCAAACUGGAAAGAAAAGCAGCACAGCCCCAGGUGGAAUGAAUAGAAGUGAACUCUUUAUCUCCAAUACGGGAUCCCCAUUCAGUAGAAUAAACCGAAAGGUUUUUACAGAAAGUCAGAGCAUUGCCAACCUGAGUGACAACUCACAUGGAGAACCUAACCCCGCUCUGCACAAGGAUGCUCUUCCUGGACCCAGUGAAAAGCAGCUGACUUGGAAGCAAGCAAUAGAAGACAAGUUUUACUUCAGUUCUGCAAAGGAAAGUUUCAGAUCUGCUCCCACAACGGCAGAGUCCCUCUCCGACUGGACCCGGCCAGAUUUAUCUUCUGACCCGCAGGUGAGGAGCAGCUGGGACAGUAAUGAAGGGUCUGAGCCCCAGCUCACUCUGCAAGAGGAGGUGUUCAUUUUCUCAUCACAGCCUCACUCACCCAAACGAGGGCAAGGCCAGGGUGACCAGGAGAAGGUGGAGAUGGGAGAUGACCAGAGACAGAGCAAGAGUGGGAGGCGGCAUGAGGCCCAACCUGAAGAUGACUUCAUUGGCAGUGAAAGUGAUGAGGAUAAGAGCAACACCACAAUGCAGCAACAACAAACUAGUGAGUCCAUUCCUGCUACUCCCAGAACUCCAGAUCCAACCUUGAAUAUGCGACAUAAAGCCCGUCCCAAAUUGCCUAACAUGGACCACACAUUUCUGAAAGUGCUUUGUCCAGCUACCAGCAAUAUCCAUAUUCAGUCUCUGUCUAUUGGGGGAGCUGAACCAGCUGCAAUGGCCCCCACACACUGCCUCUCACCCAGUGUGACAACCAGCCGACAGGAACACAAGUGUGGCCCACGUGCAUCAGAGGGAGCGAACCAGGUGCAGAAUGGGAACAACAAAGUAACAAUUUCCAGGAGUCUCCUACAAGAAGUCAAAAUGGAUGACUCCCCACUGGACAAGGAAGAAGACGAGCCGAUACACAAGCCUGUUGAUUCCAGUCAUUACGACUUACAGCACCUUGGCAGUCUGAGGAUGCAUGGGGAUGACGAUGAUGAGGAGCUCCGAAUGUUGGCGAGCCUAAAAAGGGAGCAGGAGGAAGAUGAGUGUAGCGCCUCGGGCCUCAGUGCAUCUCAGAUCCACCAGUGUAAUGUCAGCAUCAGUAUGAGCAGUGACGACGCUUCCACUUGGACCCACAUAACCAUGCCAGCUAAUCAAGGACCCCACUAUCAGAAUGAAAUGAACCCCCUCCUACACUCAGACCCCAGGGAGUGGAUGGACGUGCUCAGCCCUCCCAUUAUGCCCCCCAGCCAGCCGAGAAGGUCAGGGAACACAUGGAACAAUUGGGAGAAUCUCGUUGGAGGUGGCGAUGAAGAGGAGCUGGAGGACGAGUAUUUGAAUCUGCACUAUGAUUCUUGCCUGAACUGCUACUUCGAUCCAAACACGGGGAAGUACUACGAGCUCGCUUAGAUAAAAGCUCGAGAGAAUUAUAAUGAAUCAUUCACGUGACAUUGACUGUGGAUAAUUGAGUGAAUGAAUUCAGGGUUUUUUUUAAGGCUAACUAAGUAGACAUUAACAACCCAUUCACUAAAACCCUUUCACGUUGCUUUUUUUAAAUGCUCUUUUAUUUUGGAAACUAACAAGAACUGUGUGUCACUUUAAAUAGAGUGAUGUUAGUGAGUAAGAGAGUGGGACUCAAUAAACCACAUGCAAGCUUUUUGUAGGAAGUGGAAAUGUCGUUCUCUCACCAGCACAUGUGACGAUAAAAAGAAGCUUUGGCGAUCAAAUGAAUACGCCAGCCUUCUGAAAGAACUUCCUCUUUUCAUUACAUCUAAAUUUAGUUCUGGGUAACUUUCAAAAGCAGGGGGUUUUGUUCUUCAUCAUCAUUUCAUAAUUGGAAAUUGAAAAUAAAUUAAUGUGUGUUUAUAUCAUUUUAAUUAAUUUAAAUUGAAACGUGAUGCUUGUGAUUUCUUGUGUUUACCUCGAUUUUAAUUAACUGUUGGACAGAGCUGCACUCGCCUCUAUUAAGUGACUCAAAAGGCAAAAAGAAUAAAAGAAGAUGAAAGUG
Molecule: messenger RNA, 3028 nt
Organism: Paralichthys olivaceus (Japanese flounder)
Lineage: Eukaryota; Metazoa; Chordata; Actinopteri; Pleuronectiformes; Paralichthyidae
Source: RefSeq, a predicted model, not a curated record